Molecule: messenger RNA, 2391 nt
Organism: Meriones unguiculatus (Mongolian gerbil)
Lineage: Eukaryota; Metazoa; Chordata; Mammalia; Rodentia; Muridae
Gene: Atp1b2
Product: ATPase Na+/K+ transporting subunit beta 2
Exons: 7
Coding region: 24-896 (290 amino acids)
Biological process (GO): intracellular potassium ion homeostasis; sodium ion export across plasma membrane; potassium ion import across plasma membrane
Cellular component (GO): sodium:potassium-exchanging ATPase complex
Molecular function (GO): ATPase activator activity
Source: RefSeq, a predicted model, not a curated record
GGGACUCGCCCCGCGCCGCCGAGAUGGUCAUCCAGAAAGAGAAGAAGAGCCGCGGGCAGGUGGUUGAGGAGUGGAAGGAGUUCGUGUGGAACCCGCGGACGCACCAGUUCAUGGGGCGCACCGGGACCAGCUGGGCCUUCAUCCUCCUCUUCUACCUCGUCUUCUAUGGCUUCCUCACGGCCAUGUUCACCCUCACCAUGUGGGUGAUGCUGCAGACCGUCUCUGACCACACUCCCAAGUACCAGGACCGGCUGGCCACACCAGGCUUGAUGAUUCGCCCCAAGACGGAGAACCUGGACGUCAUUGUCAACAUCAGUGACCCCGAGAGCUGGGACCAGCAUGUUCAGAAGCUCAACAAGUUCUUGGAACCUUACAACGACUCCAUCCAAGCUCAGAAGAAUGAUAUCUGCCGCCCUGGGCGAUAUUAUGAGCAACCAGAUAAUGGGGUUCUCAACUAUCCGAAACGUGCCUGCCAGUUCAACCGGACCCAGCUGGGCAACUGCUCUGGCAUCGGGGACCCUACCCACUAUGGCUACAGCACUGGGCAGCCCUGUGUCUUCAUCAAGAUGAACCGGGUCAUCAACUUUUAUGCAGGGGCAAACCAGAGCAUGAAUGUUACCUGUGUGGGGAAGAGAGAUGAAGAUGCCGAGAAUCUUGGCCACUACAUCAUGUUCCCUGCCAAUGGCAACAUUGACCUCAUGUACUUUCCCUACUAUGGCAAAAAGUUCCACGUAAACUAUACGCAGCCCUUGGUGGCUGUGAAGUUCCUCAAUGUGACCCCUAACGUGGAGGUGAACGUGGAAUGCCGAAUUAAUGCUGCCAAUAUCGCCACAGACGACGAGAGGGACAAGUUCGCCGGCCGAGUGGCCUUCAAACUUCGAAUCAACAAAACCUGAGGCUCCCUUCCCCCACCUCCCUUCGGAUGCUCUGGACCGGCCUUGACCCUGCCUGACCCCUCCCUCUCCCGCCCCAAAGGUAUUUUUUAUAACAGAGCUAUGACUUGUCUGAGCCUCACACCCCUGCUGUCGGGUUCUCCACCUAGCCUGAUCCCCACAGUCUCAAACAUCUUCCCACCGUAGCGUAGCCAGAGACAGAUGGGCUCCCGAGAUGGCCACAGAGGAGUUAGGAGACUUCUGGUUCCUCUGUGAGAGAGGACUUGCCUAGCGUGCAUGAGGCCGAGUGCUGCUGGAGUUUCUCUAGCUGGAGCUUGUUUCUGAGAGGCCCGUACAGCUCCUGCUUCCGUUUCUGCACCCCCCAAGAGCUAUAGAAAGUGGGGUGGACCCCACCCACCUUCGUACUCACCACACCCACACACCACAUACCCCUGGCUGUCUUUCAGCCCUUUGUUAGCCAGGGCUGAAUACUGUUUUCCCUCCCCUUCCAACACUCUGGCCACUCUCCUUUUAUCUCCUCACACAUCUGUCACCUAGCCAGUAUCUUGGUGGCUUGGACUUCUGGUUCCUCCAGCAGGCCUGCCCUCUUCUCUCCCCUUCCCUGUACCCUCCGAGAAGCUGCCAUUUGUAGCAGAGUACAAGUUGGUUCUGUGGCCUUUCCACCUUCCCAGUGCAUCCUGCGCCUCCCCCCAUUGUGACUCCAGAGGAGGACUGGAAGAGAAGUCUUUAGUUCUUCUAGAAAGUUCCCUAGUAGGCCUAGACUUUAACAUCUUCCUGGCCUCUUCUGUCAUCCAAACAGCUCCUACUCAGGCGGGCUUGACCUGCUCUGAAUAUCCACUUUGUUUUUAACUGAUGGCUCCCUUCCCCCACCGGCCUUCCCAGAAUAUCUUUCAAGUUCUGCUUCCCAGGGAGCUCUGGGGGAGGGGCCUCUGUCUUGGCUCCAUCCCCAGUGGCCACCUUGGAAACGUCAGCUGCCUGGGGGGACUCCCUGAGCCCAGAUCUGCCCACCCCCAUCCUCUCUGGCUACUCCUUGCAACCACUAACUUCUUCCCUGUCCGCAUGCCAGCCUCAAAGUUUCAGGCAGCCCCCUCCAGCUCAGCUCUCAGCUUCUUGGACCCAUCUCCUUCAGACUCUUUUGCCUUUAAAAAACAAAGACAACCCCUCUAACGCCCCUAGAAUGUAAAGUAAGGGUCUCCGGCUCUGAGUUUUCUUCCAUUAUGGAGGCAUUUUCCUUUGGUUUCUCUGCUUACCUUUAUCCUGCCUAACCUCCGCUUCCUUUAACACUGUAGCCCUCAUCCCACCCUCAAGGGGAUCCCCCUUCUCCCUCCCACUGGAUCUGUGUCUCUUCCCGUUGGGUGCCCAGGUUUUCCUGCUCUUUCUUCUACCCAGUGGUCUCCCUCUGCGGUUAUUUAAUGCCUGUGUCAGAUCUACUGUAAAAAGAGGAUAAAGUACAAUAAAAUGAGAGCGAUUAUAUAUAUAAAUAUAUAUCAUACACAGA